AUGUAUAUUAAACAAUGGUUUUCUGAGUUACCAUUUAUUACAAAAGGACUUUUUUUUAUUUAUUUAAUAACGGGAAUUAUUGCUACUUAUUGGCCAUCAUAUGACAUUGAUGUUUAUUUUCGAAAUUCAACCUCUAUAUAUACAAGAUUAAUAUCAUAUUUAUAUUUUGGUGAUAUAUUAUCUGUAUCAUAUUGGUAUGAAUUAGUUUUAUUCGUAAUAUAUUCUAAAUCAUUAGAGUAUGAAUAUAUAAAUUUAAAUAAUCAAAAAAAAUAUUUUAUUUGUUUAUUAUUUGGUAUUGUAAUGAUAUUAUUUCUAUCUAUAUUAAAGCCAUUACAAACAUUUCUUUUAUCGGAAUCUUUCGUAUUUUAUAUAAUUUUUUUAUAUAAUAAUUACAAAAAUCCUAAUGGAACAACAGUAUUUAUUCCUGCUUUAUUUGUUGACAAUCGAUAUAUGAUUAUUUUACUGAUAUUCGUAAAUGCUAUUUUUCGAUCAUUUUAUUGGACAGAAUAUUUUAUUGGUAUUACAGCUGGUUAUAUAUUUAUGAAAUUAGAACAAGCUAAAAUUAUUUGA
Molecule: messenger RNA, 570 nt
Organism: Adineta steineri
Lineage: Eukaryota; Metazoa; Rotifera; Eurotatoria; Adinetida; Adinetidae
Source: the annotation of a GenBank genome assembly